Messenger RNA from Opisthorchis viverrini, 222 nucleotides. RefSeq lists its product as hypothetical. The transcript has a single exon. Bases 1 to 222 code for a protein of 73 amino acids. Lineage: Eukaryota; Metazoa; Platyhelminthes; Trematoda; Opisthorchiida; Opisthorchiidae. The record is from RefSeq and is a predicted model, not a curated record.
AUGGAGGUGGUCUGCUUGCAGCCACCAACACCCACCUUUGCGAAGAACACUGGUGCGGACUACGACGCGUCAGGUGGUGAAGCACUUAAUGGUCAGUCUUUUUUUAACAAGCUCCUGUGCCGUCGCUGGAUAUUGGAUAGAUAUUUGGCAGGGAUGGGAGUAGACAGGUUGGGAUUUGGAGGUGUCGAUCCUCUAAAGCGCAAAGCACGUCCACCAUUGUGA